Molecule: messenger RNA, 1209 nt
Organism: Macrosiphum euphorbiae (potato aphid)
Lineage: Eukaryota; Metazoa; Arthropoda; Insecta; Hemiptera; Aphididae
Source: the annotation of a GenBank genome assembly
AUGGAGACCUUAGAUGAUGUUGAAGCGAUUUGUGUAGUGUAUAGUUUAUAUAAAAGACAACAGUUAAAACAAAAAAUGACCAGGAAGAGAAAAUACUGGGUGCAUCCGUUGAAUAUGAAAAGAAUCAACGAAGGUCAGUUUCAAGUUAAUUUCUUAACUUUGCGAUCACACCCAGACGAAUUCUUUAAAUAUUAUCGGAUGUCAAUUUCGUCAUUCGAUUCAUUGGUCUCAUAUAUUGGUAAAUACCUUCUAAAACAACAUACUAAUAUGCGAAUUCCAAUUUCACCGGAAGAAAGAUUGACCGUGACGUUAAGAUAUUUGGCUACUGGUUCUAACUUUUCCGCUUUACACUUCGAAUUUUUAAUUGGAAUAUCCACAAUAUCAACUAUCGUACGUGAAACUUGUGUGGUUAUUUGGAACAUAUUACAACCAAUUGAAAUGGCAGAACCAACUACUGACGAUUGGUUGGACAUUGCAGCCGGGUAUUUAGAGAAAGCUCAAUUUCCAAAUUGCGCUGGCGCCGUAGACGGCAAACAUAUACGUUUGGAAUGUCCCAAAAACAGCGGGACAUUCUAUUAUAAUUACAAACAAUAUUUUUCACUCAUCCUGAUGGCAAUUUGUGAUUCUAAUUACUGUUUUAGAAUUAUAGAUGUGGGUUCCUACGGUAAGGAAAGCGACUGUAAUGUCUUUAAGCAAUCAGUGUUUGGUAAAAAAUUAUACGGUUAUAAUUUAAAUUUGCCACCAAAAAUUUGUUUACCUGGUGAUGAUAAUGGUGUUCCUCUGCCUUAUGUUUUCGUUGCUGACGAAGCAUUUGCGUUACAUCCAAAUUUAUUACGACCUUUCCCGGGCAGGUCGUUAAAUGACGACAGGAGGAUUUUUAAUUACAGGUUAUCAAGAGCUCGACAACAUAUAGAAUGUUCUUUUGGAAUAAUGUCGAAAAAAUGGAGAGUUUUUCAAACAAGUCUACUAGUUGAACCCAAUUUCGCUGUCGCUGUGACAAAAGCAUGUUGUGUGCUACACAAUUUUGUUCGACGUAGAGAUGGCAUCAACAAUGAUGAUAUCCUUAGUUGUACAAUGGACGAUUAUACAAAUGAAAGGGGAACUGGAAAUUCGUCAACAAAUGCCAAAGAAGUUAGAGAACACUUUGUUAAGUAUUUCAACACUCCGCAACAUGCACUUAAGUGGCAAAAUAAAGUCAUUGGAAAAUAA